This is a messenger RNA of Polistes dominula (European paper wasp), 4161 nucleotides long. RefSeq lists its product as uncharacterized. Gene Ontology annotation, molecular function: 1-phosphatidylinositol-3-kinase regulator activity. Gene Ontology annotation, cellular component: phosphatidylinositol 3-kinase complex. Lineage: Eukaryota; Metazoa; Arthropoda; Insecta; Hymenoptera; Vespidae. Gene Ontology annotation, biological process: phosphatidylinositol phosphate biosynthetic process; intracellular signal transduction. The record is from RefSeq and is a predicted model, not a curated record.
UUAAUACAUUUACAGUUUUCUUACGAAGAAUUGUAAAAAAGAAAAGAUAUAAAGGAACAAAAGAAAUCAUCUUUCAUUGGAAAACAUAAUCCAUGUAGGAGGACAGCACGUCAUUCCCAUUGCAUCGUUUAAACGAUCACGAAAUAGCCAUUUAUACAUUAUACUUUCAGCAACACGCCAUUACUGGUUAGAGUGAAAGUACUUCCCAGAACAUUAUUUUCUACAGCACGUCUACCAUUAUUGGGAUCAUUACUAUUCUGUUUAAUGUAUGACUUUCAGUACUAUCGAUUCACUAGACCGAGAAAACCUUGAAAUUAAAUUCUUGGUAAAGACUGAGCGAGAAGGAUGAUGAUAAUGAUAAUGAUAAUAAUGAUAAUGAUAAUAAUGAUGAUGAUAAUAAUGAUGAUGAUGAUUGCAGAUGGACGUUCGAAGAGAAAUCGCUACUUCCAUACUUCGAUUAACUCUUAUACAAUACGAUAUUUACCUCAUGAACUAUUUCCAAUUAAUAUAUGUGUGUUGUGUAAAGGUAAUUUAAUUCACCAAAGAUAAAAUGAAUUUAAUAACAAAAGAAAGACGAGGAGGAGGAGGAGGAGGAGGAGGAUACAGGGUCUUUUUAAAAAGACUUAACAUCGUUCGAUUUCACGUGAAAUCAUUGACGUUCCUCUGGAUAUCGUAACACAAAUGGGAUCAGAGAAGAAAUAGAGAAGAAAUGGAGAAAGAGAAAUAAGGAUGGGUGGCUUGUUGCCCGUACCGCUACAAAAUAGUGUGGUGUAUACAUACGCGAGUUCCGCAGAGAUAUAGGGGAACGAUGACGCGAUGCUCGCAAGUUCGUACGUAAACCAGUUAGGCGGAAUCCACUUUUCCCUGAGGCAUAAACCUUUUCGCCUAAACGCGGGUAUACGGGAGAGAGAGGGAGAGAGAGAAAGAAGGUGGGGAGAAAAGGAAAGAAAGAUAGCCUUCGGCCCCGGCAUACUCGCCAACGGCAACGGCAUCGGCAUCGGCGUCGGCGGCAGCAAUAAACCCAAGUUUCUCAGACCUCAUCGAGCCACUGUCCCGCUUUCCACGAUUUCCCUCACCGUCUCGUUCGUUCAAUCGUACUAUCGUACUUCAUCCCCACUUUAUCCCCACUCCUUCCCUAUUACAUCCCCACUAUAUCUACUUUACCGCCGCGUGCGGCCGCGUCUGUAAUUAUAUAUUCAUUCAAUGGAGUCAGUCUGUCAGUUACUCGUGGAGAAUCCUCGCGGUGUAGAACUUUAGUAACUUCAGUUUUUUCUUUAUUUCUUUAUUUCAUCUUAUGAAUUAUUCGUGACGUUUAAAACUAUCUUAAUUAUUUCCUUUAUAUUUAUCCUAUAUAGUUUCCUAUUUCUCUGAGGUUUAUUUUUUUAUCUUUUUCUUCUUCUUCUUCUUCUUCUUCUUCUUCUUUCCCUCUCCCAACAGCAGCCAGUUUACCUUUCCAUUCUCUCAUUCGUCGAACUUGACGUACUUCGGAGAAACGGAAAUAAAAGGAAGUCGUGUUACAAUAUAUCUUAAGAAAACGAUUCUUUAUAUUUUUAACAGACCCUCUUAAAAGAUUUAUACCUGAGAAACUUUCUUUCUGUCAACGUACGUUUGGUGUUCCUACUGAAAGUGUCCGACAGUGAUGUGUAACCCUCAUCGACGUUGUUCCCAGUACAGUAUAACGAUUCUUGGAAAAGGUGAAAGCAAUUAUGAACGUGCGAGCCAAAUGUAUUUCGAGGAAAUUUCUUUGAGAAUUUCUCCUUGAGAAUCGUCCCAGCUUUCUUCUUCAUCAUCAUCAUCAUCAUCAUCUACUUAUUCUUCUUUUUCGUUCGUUCAGUUUCUGAAUGUCCUCUGUGAGGAACACGAGUCCUGUACGAGACAUUGAUUUAACAAAUAAUUGGUGACGGCACGUGCCUGCCAUCAAUGUUGUACCUUAUUCAACAACGGUGACGCAAACUAAUCCAAGUAUCAAGAUGCUGACAGUGAUGUGCCCUAAUUGUCGCCUUGAAUUUUUGGCGAAUGAAGAACAUACGGACAAUUGUAGUGAAACAAUGCCUUGUACCGAGGAUACGUGGUACAUGACUGAAGAACAAUACACUAACGAUUCUGAUUGUUUGAUCAAUCCAUCGCCAAUUAUUAACAUACAAAAUAUUCCAAAAUAUUCCAUCCAAUUGGACGAUAGUCAUAAUGACCAUAUGAACAAAAUCAUUCAAACUGAAGAUCCGAAAUGCGUUAAUAAUAAAUCAACGAAGAACAAUUAUUCAUCCAAGAGGUUGUUAAUUGAAAGUCCGAGUUCUGAUUUAUCCAAUAAUCAGACGAAAAAUGAUAGAGAUGAUUGUAUGUCAUCUUCAAUAUGUCGUAUAACUUCUUGCGAUCUGACUGGCGGUAGUGUGACCAUAUCAACGCCCAUCAUACAAUCGGGUGAUUGUUUCAUUUACAAUACCGAUUCUUGUACCUUAGUUGAAACACCGUACGACGUGAUUCAUCCAAAAUUGUCGGUCGGUGGGCGUUACGUUCAAACGAAAAUAUCUACGAACGAUCAUCAGGAUGACGAAGGUAGUGAUGGUGGUGGUGAUGGUGAUGGUGAUGGUGAUGGUAGUUCAGCUGCAAAAUCCUCAACUACGGAUAAGAAAAAUUGCGGAUGUGUUUCUUCACGCUUUCGCGAACAUAUUUAUUCGAAUGAAAUAGCUAUGAAAACACCGAGCGGAUGUCAAGAAUUACCUGGAAAUAGGAGGAACAACCCUUCGUUGAAAUGUUGUUCGGAAAAACGACCAAUCGAGGAUGAUUCCGACAUACGUAACAAUUGCAACGAAUCCGAUUCUGGAUUUUGUAAUAUUAAAAUAAUGCCUAAACAAGAUUGUAAAUCAUCCGAAAGGAAUUACAUUCAAGAAGAUACGACGGAACCGCUUAAAAAUAAUUUACUUAAACAGCCACCAUUGACAAAUAGAGAUUCAAAUAAUUUUAGUGAAAAUUUGGUCUUUUGUCCAGGAACAACUCAAGUUCCUAAUCACAUAGACAAGAAUUCUGAUAAUGAAACAUUUGAUGAAAGAAACGUAACGAUGGUUAAUAAUGGGCUGCCAUUUAAUCCGUCCUCGGGAGAUUUGUUAAAUAAUUCUAAUGAUAAUGAAUCUCUUCGUAAUUCUAAUGGCAUUCAAUUACAAUUGAACGCUACUCUCCAAUUACCGCCAGAUAUAGACCAAUGUUCCUUGAAUAUAACGGCAACAACUAAAGCGAUGAAUUUUAAUUUUCCUGAAAGUACUAUCAUUGUCGCCGGUAAAAGCUUUAACAAUUUCAACGGCGGUGGUAUAAUCAAAAUAGACAAUAACAUCAAGAGAAGUAACAUCGACGAGUGUUCUUCUUGUCAGAAAAAAGAGGAAACGUCGUCUACUACUGACAUGUUUGAUACUGAUAUGUAUGAUAUAUAUAAAAGAAUUCCAUGGAGUCCGCCCAAGUUUAAUUGCAGUAAUUUAGUGAGAAUGGUAUAUAAUGAUCGUUUAAUGAAAAUCAAAAAAUAUCUUCGAACUAGCGGUUGGUAUCACGAGGAUCUAAGUUGGCAACAGAGUGAGAUUCUUCUUAAAAACGUAGCAGUUGGCAGAUGGCUAAUGAGGGAUAGCUCGGACUGCAGAUUUACCUUUGCAAUUUCCGUGCAAACCGAAAGAGGUCCUACAUCCGUUAGGAUACAGGCGGAUUAUGGUAAUGACUUUAGGCUAGACGCGGAUAUAAAUUUAAUCAAUGACAUACCUAGUUUUAACUGUCCUAUCAGCCUGUUGGAAUAUUACAUUGAAUAUUCCAAAAGAAAAAAGAAAAAUGAACGUAGGAGAGAGGUUUGGGUCGAUUACAACGGCCUACUCUACGGUCAAAUCUACCUCACUGAACCUUUAGUCAAAGAAGUUAGAUCACUUUGUCAUUUGGCAAGAUUGGCUAUUCACAAGCACAAUUUACCUACCUACAAUUUACCAUAUAUGAUCAGAGAUUAUGUCUCUCAAUAUCCGUACACGAUUUAAAUUAUUAUACGAUUUUAUUAUUGCAUCUUCCAAUUUUUCUCUAUUACGAACUGAGAUUAGCAAAAAUUAUAUUUUUAUAUAUUAAACUAAGAAAUAUUUAGCAAAUUUUUCCUGACAAUUUAUCCAAUUGUAUUUAAUAAGAAUUGAGAAAGAGAAAGAG